Cydia splendana is the source of this 1887-nucleotide messenger RNA. It is a transcript of the gene Cdc23, whose product is annotated as cell division cycle protein 23 homolog. Gene Ontology annotation, molecular function: protein binding. The record is from RefSeq and is a predicted model, not a curated record. Gene Ontology annotation, cellular component: anaphase-promoting complex. Gene Ontology annotation, biological process: protein ubiquitination; cell division; anaphase-promoting complex-dependent catabolic process. The coding region runs from base 75 to 1859 and encodes 594 amino acids. The transcript has 7 exons. Lineage: Eukaryota; Metazoa; Arthropoda; Insecta; Lepidoptera; Tortricidae.
UAACAAUUCUAAUCGCCGGUGCUUGAUGUAUUUUUAUUGUUUGUGGAUAUUUGCGUUUCCUCAAGAUUAUAAACAUGCCACUAACAAUGAAUCCUAAAGGAGAUAUCCCAAUAGACCUAGAUCAGGUCAGAAAAGAUAUAUUACACGGAAUACGUGAAUGCUCAGCUCGGGGUCUGUCUCAGACUACUAAAUGGCUCGCAGAACUAAAUUUUGCAUUAAAAGAUCAUAAAGUUACUAUAGAAGAACCACCCGGGGGUUAUGAUGAUGGAAUCAUAGCGGAGGAGAAGGAAUCUUAUUUAUUAGCGAAAAGUUAUUUUGAUUGUCAAGAGUACGACAGGGCGGCGCACUUCUUAGAGAACUGCACGUCUCAGAAGUGCGUGUUCCUGCACCGGUACGCGCAGUAUAUGUCCAGUGAGAAGAAGCGCCUGGAUAACGCGACGGACACAGGUGCUGAGAACACUGAAUCCACACAGGUGUUGCUGGAUCUGCUGUCUUUUUUUAAGGCAAACCGCAACAACCUAGAUGGAUACUUACUGUACUUACAAGGAGUAGUAUUAAAGAAGCUAGACCUGCGGAGCCAGGCAGUCACAGCACUGCAGGCCGCAGUCUCUGCAGUCCCGAUCCUCUGGUGUGCCUGGGUUGAGCUAGCAGGCCUAGCCAAUGAAUAUGAUGCACUGGACUCCUUACAGUUACCGAAGCAUUGGAUGAUGUAUUUCUUUGCCGCACAUGCCUUUGUGGACCUGAAGCUGUCAGAGCAAGCACUCGAAGGGUACAUGGUGCUGGCUGCUGCGGGGUUUGAUAAGAGUACUUAUGUUAUAGCACAGAUGGCUAUUGCACAUCAUGAUAGAAGAGAUGUGGAUUCAUCCCUAGCCCUAUUCCGAGAGCUAUGCCAAAGUGAUCCGUACCGUCUGGACAACUGGGAUGUGUACUCUCACCUUUUGUACCUGAAAGAGAGGCGCAUGGAGCUGGCGCACCUCGCACAGCGCGCCGUCUCCAUCGACAAGUACAGAGUGGAGACCUGCUGCGUAAUCGGAAACUACUACAGUUUGCGGAGCGAACACCAAAAGGCCGUAAUAUACUUCCAGAGAGCGUUAUCACUGGACCCCCAAUACCUGUCCGCGUGGAUACUCAUGGGUCACGAGUUCAUAGAGCUGCAGAACUCUAAUGCAGCUAUCCAGUGCUAUAGGCAGGCCAUUGAUGUGGAUCGCAAUGAUUAUCGCGCUUGGAACGGUCUCGGCCAGGCUUACGAAAUACUCGGCCUGAAUGGCUACUGCAUCUAUUACUACUCAAGGGCGGCGCAAUUAAAACCGGACGAUUCGAGAAUGCUGGUCUCUCUCGGGGAGGCGUAUGAGAAGAUGGACAAGAUACCUAAUGCUUUGAAAUGUUAUUAUAAAGCUCAUAGUACGGGCGAUAUUGAAGGGAUGGCGCUAUUUAAAUUAGCUAAACUGUACGAGAAGUCGAACAUGCCGAACAGCGCGGCGGCGGCGUACACGGCGGCGUGCCAGGACGCGGCCAACGCGGGCAGCAAGGACCUGCCGCCCGCCAUGCGCUACCUCGCGCACUACUACCUGCGCUUCUCGCUGCUCGACCACGCCGCGCACUACGCCUACAAGUGCUUGGAGCACGAUACUACUAAAGAAGCUGGUAAAAACUUAUUAAAAACAAUAUCAGAAAAAAGGCUGGCAGCGUCAUCGUCGCAGCCACACUGCUCGCACGAGGAGCUGCCCGAGGCCAUCAAGAACGCGUCCACCGUCUCCGUGCCCGCGGCCGACAAGACGCCGCUGCCCAGCCCCAACGUCACCCCAGACAACUUCUCCACGCCCAUGUUCACCCGCCGGAACACCAAAUAUAAAAUGUGACCGACAAUCAUCGUCGUAGCUACCCGAA